AUGUUAGUAGAGAUGAAAAGCUUCAUUCCUUCUUCAUAUACUUUCGAAACAAAAAUCCAGAAGAUAAAGCAAGAACUUUUAACAAGUACUUUGGACUGUUGUGCGAAAGAUGAAACAAAUGAACAGUAUCUUUAUGAAAUGCAGGAUAUUAUUGACCAUUUACCCAAAUUGCCUGAAAUCCAGCAACAAAAGCUUACUAUUCCAGAAUUCGAUGAAAUAGAAGUCAAAGCAACUGACUCAGUAGAAAUAAAGAAGUUCAUACGAAAGGUUAACUAUGAAUUCCUUGGAUUUCAUUGCAACCACAAAGUCAUGGACAAAGAUUGCGACAUGGUAUAUAAGAACAUCUCUGACAUAUACAAAUCUGGGGAGUUUAAGACCUACGAUAACUUUGUUUCGUUAGUUGCAAAAUGUGUAUGGCAGAUAAGAGAUAAAGAUAGAAGAGGUAAGAUAUGGAAUGAACAGAUAAAACCCGCAACUUUUGAGUUAAAGAGAGCAAUUGACGCCUUAGUCAUACUAGCAGGUAAGGUUUCAGAAUAUAACGCAAAAAUGAACCCACAAUGUUCUAAAUGUAAAGCAGCAAUGAGGAAAUAUAACUACUCCGUCAAAGAGAUAGAAC
Molecule: messenger RNA, 616 nt
Organism: Trichomonas vaginalis G3
Lineage: Eukaryota; Parabasalia; Trichomonadida; Trichomonadidae
Product: organellar and viral DNA polymerase type B
Exons: 1
Source: RefSeq, a predicted model, not a curated record